GACAAUCAGGUGUUUAAAGGAACACAUACACCAGUUUGUGUAAACAGCUAGCCACCAAGACUCCUGAUGUGAUAACCUUGGAAUAAGGUUGCCUUUGAAAAAUUUCCAGAAGUUAUAGCUAAUUAAAGGGGAGCCACAGAACUAUUGGGUAGCUGGAAAGGUACAUGUGACUGAUUCCUGACUCUUCAAGAAUCUAGUCGCAUUGGACUGUGGCUGGUUCCAGACAUCUCAAGGGCCAUGAGACUAGCAGGCCCGCUUCGCAUCGUCGUGAUUGUGUUGACCGCAGGGCUAACUUGGAUCCUUGUCAGCAUCUUGCUGGGUACCCAAAGUGGCUUCUCCCGCCUGCAGCAGCUCCUCAGCAGUCCUGAGAAUCCUCCCACUCCAGGUUUGGACAACAUGCUCGAGUGGAUCAGCAUAGUCCCGGCACAGAUCAAUGCAGGCAGCCACAGUGGGCCUCGCAAAGCCAGACCCAAGAAGUACAAGUGUGGCCUUCCAAGGGCCUGCCCAGAAAACUCAUUUGCCUUCCGGAUCACUAGUGGUGCAGCCAAUGUAAUUGGGCCCAAGAUCUGCCUUGAGGACAAAAUGCUAAUGAGCAGUGUGAAAAACAACAUAGGCCGGGGCCUGAACAUUGCACUGGUGAACGGGGUGAAUGGAGAACUGAUCGAUGCCAAGUUCUUUGACAUGUGGGCAGGAGAUGUGAACGAUCUGUUAAAAUUCAUCCGGCCAUUGCAUGAGGGGACGCUGGUGUUUGUGGCCUCUUAUGAUGACCCUGCCACAAAGAUGAACGAGGAGACUCGCAAAAUCUUCACAGAACUGGGCAGCAGAAUUGCUCGGGACCUAGCCUUUCGGGACAGCUGGGUCUUUGUAGGGGCUAAAGGGGUACAGGACAAGAGCCCCUUUGAGCAGCAUGUCAAAAACAGCAAGAGUUCCAACAAGUAUGAGGGCUGGCCAGAAGCACUGGAGAUGGAGGGCUGCAUCCCCCAGCGGACUGCGGAGGUCUAGUGAAGACCUGUUUCCAUUGGGUCUCCAACAUCUUUGUCUGUGUGGUAGAGAAGCCAUCCACCUGUUGCUGUCUUCCCUUGCAGUGGCAGCUAUCCAUCUCCCUCCUCUGUGGAAACCUCUUCUAGCUCCGACUUGACCAGGCAAUCAAUUUUCCUCUCCAAAGGCCCUGUCUUACUCAGGGCCUCAGAAGUGAGGUAAUGCAAAAAAUAACUCCCAGUCAGCCCCAGACCCUCCCCUAGUGCCUUAUUUCUUUUCUGGGCAGAGGAGUUAAUCCAGUGUGCUCCUGUUCCUCUGAAUUUGGGGAGCAAAUUGGUACCCUCUGCUGAAAUACUGGCUCAGGAACUCUGUCUGGAAGAAGCCUGGAUAUUUCUGUUGCAACAUGCUACAGCAGAGCAGUGGUGGGUACAGCCAAAACCAAAAGAAGGCAGGGACACCCCACUGUAUUCUGACAGCAUAAUCACAUGCAGUGGAAUGUGGGAUAUUGUGUUGUCUGAACCCUACUCCUUAAUUGUGAACAACCCAGGAAGAGAACCCAUGGUUUGUUGCUGAGUUGUGAGCUGUGGGUUAUUCACCAUGCUUUCUUUUCUUUGCUGGGUUCAGACACCACAACCUAUGUUUCAAAAGCAGCCCAUGCUCAAGCCUUGUGUAUGGGUUGUGUUUUCUGAAUCCAGUUACUAUUUAUUUCCAUGUUGCACCCUUUCCUCUCUCUCUCCUUUCUUUCUCACACAGCUGCAGUUUCUUCUUAGGCAGACAUCCUUGCACCCCUUGCACACAUACACACACAGCCCUUUGCACUACCUAACUGCUUCCCAUCAUCCAGAUGGGCAGACCUUGAACAGCAAGGUGGACCAGCUGGGGAAGCUCUGUGGGCCACAUCUGGCAUAUGGACUUGAGGUUCCCCACCCCUGUGCUUCAGGGACUGUUCCUUUCCUAUUCUUGUUCAUAUAACACCUUUGCAGUUACAAACAGUUCCUAAAUCUUUUAUUGUUUUGCCAAGCUCUUGAAAGAUACCUAAUUGCUGUUUCCUGCCUUGUUGGUGUUUUCCUUAUGAUAGGAAGGGGCGAGGUAUCCGACCCUGAUCCUUACAGACAGAGUUCUUUAUAUUGCAGUGGAGGUAAUCAAUGUGGAAUAUUUCUGUUUCAAAACCCAUGUUGCUUAACAGCCUCUCCAAUAAACAAUGUGCACAACU
Messenger RNA from Varanus komodoensis (Komodo dragon), 2191 nucleotides. It is a transcript of the gene FAM3A, whose product is annotated as FAM3 metabolism regulating signaling molecule A. The coding region runs from base 238 to 1002 and encodes 254 amino acids. Lineage: Eukaryota; Metazoa; Chordata; Lepidosauria; Squamata; Varanidae. The transcript is spliced from 11 exons. The record is from RefSeq and is a predicted model, not a curated record.